This is a messenger RNA of Cryphonectria parasitica EP155, 1920 nucleotides long. RefSeq lists its product as uncharacterized. Gene Ontology annotation, biological process: protein phosphorylation; intracellular signal transduction. The record is from RefSeq and is a predicted model, not a curated record. The transcript is spliced from 5 exons. Gene Ontology annotation, molecular function: MAP kinase activity; ATP binding. Gene Ontology annotation, cellular component: cytoplasm; nucleus. NCBI's taxonomy places the organism in Eukaryota, Fungi, Ascomycota, Sordariomycetes, Diaporthales, Cryphonectriaceae. Bases 1 to 1257 code for a protein of 418 amino acids.
AUGGCAGAGUUACAAGGUCGCAAGGUGUUCAAGGUGUUCAACCAGGACUUUAUCGUCGAUGAGCGCUACACCGUCACCAAAGAGUUGGGCCAGGGAGCCUAUGGUAUUGUCUGCGCUGCCACGAACAAUCAGACCAACGAAGGUGUCGCUAUCAAGAAGGUCACCAAUGUCUUCAGCAAGAAGAUCCUGGCCAAACGAGCUUUGCGCGAGAUCAAGCUCCUUCAGCACUUCCGAGGACACCGCAACAUCACCUGUCUGUAUGAUAUGGACAUCCCCCGACCUGACAACUUCAAUGAGACUUAUCUGUACGAAGAGCUGAUGGAAUGCGAUCUCGCCGCCAUCAUCCGGUCUGGCCAGCCCCUGACCGACGCACACUUCCAGUCCUUCAUCUACCAAAUCCUCUGCGGUCUAAAGUACAUCCACUCGGCGAAUGUGCUGCACCGUGACCUAAAGCCCGGAAAUCUUCUGGUCAAUGCGGACUGCGAGCUCAAGAUUUGCGAUUUCGGCCUGGCCCGUGGGUUCUCGGUUGACCCCGAAGAAAAUGCCGGUUAUAUGACGGAAUACGUGGCCACGCGGUGGUACCGUGCCCCCGAGAUCAUGUUGAGCUUCCAGAGCUACACCAAAGCCAUCGAUGUGUGGUCUGUUGGCUGUAUUCUUGCCGAGCUUCUGGGCGGUAGACCUUUUUUCAAGGGCCGGGACUACGUGGACCAGCUCAACCAGAUCCUCCACAUCCUCGGCACGCCCAACGAGGAGACGCUCUCCCGCAUAGGGUCUCCACGCGCCCAGGAGUACGUGCGAAACCUCCCCUUCAUGCCCAAGAAGUCGUUCCAGUCGUUGUUCCCCAACGCCAACCCGGACGCCCUGGACCUGUUGGACCGCAUGCUCGCCUUCGACCCGACCUCGCGCAUCAGUGUCGAGCAGGCUCUGGAGCACCCUUACCUGCAGAUCUGGCACGAUGCCUCUGACGAGCCCGACUGCCCAACCCACUUCAACUUCGACUUUGAGGUCGUCGAGGACGUAGGCGAGAUGCGCAAGAUGAUCCUGGAGGAGGUGUUCCGGUUCCGACAGACGGUGCGGACCGUGCCCGGCGGGGCUGGGAACCAACAUGGGGCGCAGGCCGCAGCAGGCCAGGUGCCUAUGCCCAGCGGCGGCCAGCAGCAGUGGAGGACAGAAGACCCGCGGCCGGAGGAGUACCUGGGCCACAGCCAGGGCGGUCUGGAGGCAGACCUAGCGAUGGGUGCCGACGGGAGGAGAUAGAGUCUCACUUCCUCGGCCGCAGACGACCUACUCUCCCCGGGGGAAGCAGACCUGUGGAGCCGGACCUGCCAGUGGCUAUUUGAUGAGGAUCUCGAGAACGGCAUCCUCACAACCGGCAGCAGCAGCCUGGACAUAGACCGUCAUCUUGGUGAGGAGGACGAAGACGACACCGCCGAGAACCAGAAGAAGAGGAACUGCGGGGAACUGACAGGUCGCAGUCCUGUGGUAGAGGACCUCAGCCCGGACGGGCAGAGACAUUAUUGGGCGCGGGAGCAGAUGUGGCUUCGCGAAGCCGUGCGGAGGUUGGACAUGGACGGGCAAUGACGACAACGGGGUUGUUGCAGCCUCCCGACUCCGGGGUUUCGGUCACGUUUGAUAGGGUUGCGUGUGGCGUCAGGCAAGAAGGCCUGCGUGGGGAGAAUGGCAAGUAAGAGGACGAAGUCAUCAUCAUCUGGAUGAGGGACAGAAAGAGGUUGAGGUGUGUGAUGGACAUUCGAUUUCACGAAGCAGAAACAGCAGCGGGCGUGCGCGUGAUGUCUUUUUUCCUUGUCUUUGUUUCUUCUUCUUUCCGAAUAGCUUUUCUCGUUUCCUCUCCUCUUCUCUCUCUCUGUCUCUCUCUCUUACACAGCACAUUAUCAUCUAUCCAUCUGUUGGACGACUUGU